Messenger RNA from Trichoderma breve, 1704 nucleotides. RefSeq lists its product as uncharacterized. NCBI's taxonomy places the organism in Eukaryota, Fungi, Ascomycota, Sordariomycetes, Hypocreales, Hypocreaceae. The coding region runs from base 1 to 1704 and encodes 567 amino acids. The record is from RefSeq and is a predicted model, not a curated record. The transcript has a single exon.
AUGUCCACAGCAGAGUCUAGCCCGAUGCCUCAUCCAGCAGAAACUCCACCGACCAUAUGUUAUAUACACCGUCUACCAGUAGAGUUGAUCGAAUUGAUUUGCUCUUGGAUUAUCGCAGAUAAGAAGUCCAUCGUCAAACCCGUUGAUCCUCUGGGAUUUACGCAAUGUUCACGAACAUUUGCAAGACUGUCUCUUACCUCCAAGCGCUAUCAUCAAAUCGCAAAUCCAUAUCUCUACUCGGAAAUCCGAAUUGGGGCGUGUGACAAGACUUGGCUACCUCGCUUCCUGAUCUUCUUGUGGCGUAGGUCAGACUUGCGGCUUCUGAUCAAGGAGGUUAACAUCUCAUGUCUGCCAAAGGCUUUUUCAGUCGAUCCAGACACUGUGGGGCCCAUAUUGAAUGAUAUAGCCUCCCAUUUCUCCCUCGCUCCUCUUCUUUCAUGGCAUACGAAAGAUUGCAGUGAAGGAUGCAGCGAAAAUCGUGAACCUUGCGAGCACUUCAAGCGGCUGCUGGUUCUCUUGGCCUUUCUGACACCAAAUGUGAAUCGCUGGAGCAUGGUGCCACCUCACAACUUUUUCUUCACCGAAUUGGCUGAGGCGACAUGGCGAACAGCAGACAUAAGCAAGGCAUCUCUGUCUGAUCCUCGAGCACUCACAUCGCUGCAGCACUUGUGGGUGCCUGGAGCACAGCCAUUCCCUUACUCGACAGACCUCUCCGCUCAAGAAGUAGGGCUUCAACUAGCGGGGUGGCUUGUUCCAAGUCUUCGAACUUUACGACUACGUAAUGCAGGCCUAUAUCGCCCACUUCAGAGCGGUGUUAGGCUCGACAACUUGAAAGAAAUAGUCAUAGAUUUCGGUCUUCUAACGGAAGGGGGGUUAUUCACUCUGGUUGGGGCGUGCAAAGUCUUGGAGAGCUUCCACUUUUACUCUAGAGGAAACUCCCCAGUUUUCCCUGACGGUUUCGGCGGCUCAUCAUUGCGUGAGAAUUUUCCUUUUGAGUUCUGGCCACGACAUAUUGUUCCUGCAUUCAGCCACCUGAAAGGCACUCUUCGGACCCUUGCCAUCAAUCGAUGGGAUGGUGCUCGAGGAGGGACUGAACGCGACAUCACCAUCCACAUCGACAAUGAGGUUCUUUAUGCGCUCUCGCCUGCAUGGAAAGGAACGGCAGCGGAUAGGAUGAUGGGCAGUUUCAAAGACUUUAGAGUCCUGGAGACUCUCAAGCUUGACUCUACAUGUUUACAUCACCUCAGAAUUGGGCCCGCCAGACUCCGCAGAGACCUCCCAGAGGACCAUCUCACAAGUCGUCUCCCCCCAUCCCUGCGCCAUCUCGUUCUUCCUGGCGCUCCUCCCCAGAUGAUCCCAGCACUCCAUGCACUAGCCUCAAGCGCAGCCUCCGAGUUCCCAUCUCUGAGGCUGGUUGAAGCAACAGCCACCGAAAGAGACAUUCGCAAACGAGAAACAUCAUGGCGCAAGUAUAGUGGCCCUGAGGUAUUGAGAACCGGGUCCUCCAAUUUCAUAAAACCCGAUAUCUGGACCUCUCUUGAAGAGAAGUUUGCAGCUGCUGGAGUCCAGCUCAAGCACAUUGACUCUGGAAAUACCAGCUGCUUUGCAAGGGAUGUUCUCGAAAAAGCUGGCCUCGUUGGGCCUGAAUCAGAAGAGGUGUACGUUGACCCCCAAGCUUUCUUCGCGUCGAUUUUAUUUUGCUGA